AAAAUAUUGUGAAAUAUUCUCACCAUACCAGUUUCAACCGGCUUCUGCAUCUUCAAACCAGCCGAAUGCCGUUUCAAUUCAUUGGAUAAAUUGUUUGUCGCAUGAUAGUAAGAGUUUGGUCUACAAUACAACCUUACCUUGAGCUGAAAUCAUGAAGCGUAACUUGUUUGGUGGAGCAAUGACCAUCUUCCUUCCAGAAGAUGUACUGGAUGCCAGCAAAGUCAGACAAAUUCCUGACAACCAAGAAGUGUUCACGCAUUCCAAAACAGACCAGAGUAUGAUCAUCGAGAUUCUCGAAUAUGUGAAUGAACCGGAUCAGAUGGCUAUCAGAACACAUUAUGGGGAUAUUGCUGGUUGUAAUGAUGCUGCUACAGAUGAAGACACUCAGAUACUUCAUGUUGAACAGAUUCCUAAAGACCAAGUUGGUAUGUCCCAAUGCCAAAGUGCUUGGUUCAUUGCUGGAAAACAGAAGGUUGCAAAGUUCCAUGAAUCUGUCAAAAAUGAGGUCAACAUUCACAUGGCGGUCUUCCGACUUCAGCAGUAUGAUUCUGACAUAUUGAUCACCUUCAAUGACCCAGUGGCAAUCAACCCUGAUAGCAGCAGUCACGGAGCUAUUCCGGUCUCAACACAGCCAUGGUCUAUAGAACAGUUCAGGAAUUCGGUUAUGUCGCUGGAAAUAGUCAAUGAAGAAUUGUUUGGAUGAAGAUUGCGAAUGGACUUUAAGAACGCUCAUCCAGCUUUAAAAUAUUGAGUUCCGGCUCUUCUGUGCAUGGAAGGGUCUUCUACUUUAGUUUAUCCUUUCUGUAAACUUUGAAGCUUGGCAGGACUGAGGACUUGACUAAAAUGGUCAAUAUAUUUAGAGCCAAGACACUACAAUUUACAAGAAUUGUAUCUGUGCUCUCAACUUGUAAUAAGUCUGGCCUGAGAAAGACUACCUCCCUGAGGCUUACGAUGUGUAUGCCGGUGUGUGACAUCUCGAUCCAUCACAGGUUUAGAACUUGAACUGGUGCAUGAAGAUUCCAUUAUUUAUGUGUGUUAUUGUGGUGUGGUUACUAUUAAACAAGGGACAUUGAAUACCUCUAUGAGGUUGGAUUAUUUCAUCUAAAGCCGAAUGCUGAUAAAAAUUCAUGAAUUUUGAAUAAUCAUAACUUCAAUGAAGUUCAAGUUGAAUACUCCUGGUUGAUGUAUGUUUCUGAUAUUUUUUUAACAGUGUAACACUUUUUGGUUGCCACACUCUCUUGGAGAAAUGUGCUAUUUUUCAAGCUUUCAUGUACAUUGUAUUCAUUGUAAGACAAUAAAGGAAUGUCAUUAAGUUUUA
Messenger RNA from Lineus longissimus, 1318 nucleotides. RefSeq names its product ran guanine nucleotide release factor-like. The record is from RefSeq and is a predicted model, not a curated record. Gene Ontology annotation, molecular function: small GTPase binding; guanyl-nucleotide exchange factor activity; sodium channel regulator activity. NCBI's taxonomy places the organism in Eukaryota, Metazoa, Nemertea, Pilidiophora, Heteronemertea, Lineidae. Gene Ontology annotation, biological process: protein import into nucleus; heart contraction; regulation of sodium ion transmembrane transporter activity. Gene Ontology annotation, cellular component: nucleus. Bases 152 to 703 code for a protein of 183 amino acids. The transcript is spliced from 6 exons.